GGAUGAUAAAUGAGUCAGAUAAAGAAAGAAGCAAGCUUCUAGACUGGCAUAAGCGUGCAAACAUUAUCAAUUGAAUUGCUCGAGGACUUCUAUAUCUUCAUCUAGAUUCUAGAUUGAGGAUCAUCCAUAGGGAUCUCAAAGCAGCCAAUAUUUUACUAGACGGUGAAAUGAACCCAAAAAUUUUAGAUUUUGGUGUCGCCAGAACAUUUUUGGGAGAGCAAAAUGUGGCCAAUACUAAUAAAGUGGUUGGAACAUAUGGUUACAUGCCCCCUGAGUAUGCUGUGCGUGGACUUUUCUCAGUUAAAUCUGAUAUUUUCAGUUUUGGGGUUUUGGUACUUGAGAUAAUAACUGGGAAGAGUAACAGGGGAUUUCUUCACCCACAUCAUCAUCACAGUCUUCUUGGACAUGCAUGGAUAUUGUGGAUUGAAAGGAAUCCAUUGGGACUAAUUGAUGAGAGUGUCCUUACUGAUUUUACUACACCAUCAGAAGUUUUGAGAUACAUUCAUGUUGGGCUGUUAUGCGUGCAGCACAGACCAGAAGAUAGGCCAGACAUGUUAUCUGUGGUUCUCAUGUUGAGAGGUGAGAGUGCAUUGCCUGAACCAAAGCAACCUGGCUUUUUCACAGGACAGAAUCUACCUGUUGUUGAGUCUUCAGAAAGCAGGAGCCAAUUAAGUUCAAUAAAUGAGCUUUUUAUUGCAGAGUUAGAUGUACGAUAGUGGAAAAAUGAAGUAGCAGAAAAUGGUAAUCAAUUGUCACAGUGAUGAUUACCAUUUUGAUCUUCUACCUCCAAUCCAAUGCAUUUGAAAUAAAAGUCUCUGAGCCAUCAUUUACUUUGAAUAUAGAUGACAAGUCAAA
Rubroshorea leprosula is the source of this 855-nucleotide messenger RNA. The record is from the annotation of a GenBank genome assembly. NCBI's taxonomy places the organism in Eukaryota, Viridiplantae, Streptophyta, Magnoliopsida, Malvales, Dipterocarpaceae.